Molecule: messenger RNA, 1497 nt
Organism: Apiotrichum porosum
Lineage: Eukaryota; Fungi; Basidiomycota; Tremellomycetes; Trichosporonales; Trichosporonaceae
Gene: MRS6
Product: Rab proteins geranylgeranyltransferase component A
Exons: 4
Coding region: 1-1497 (498 amino acids)
Biological process (GO): vesicle-mediated transport; small GTPase-mediated signal transduction; protein geranylgeranylation
Cellular component (GO): cytosol; Rab-protein geranylgeranyltransferase complex; nucleus
Molecular function (GO): GDP-dissociation inhibitor activity
Source: RefSeq, a predicted model, not a curated record
AUGCUUGACUCCGACUCCUACGACACGGUCAUACUCGGGACUGGACUCGCGCAGUCUAUAGCCGCAGCCGCACUCGCCAAGGCGGGCAAGUCGGUGCUCCACCUGGACCCAAACGAGUACUAUGGCGGGGCACAAGCAAGUCUCACGCUAGACGAGUUUGCGACAUGGGCUGCAGAGAGGAGUGAGCAGCCCACGGAUGCCGACGACGAGUACACCUCCGCCCAACACAGCCGCUACGAGUCCGCCAGCACAACACCGCUCGGGUCGCUCGCUCCCGAUCGUCGCCGGUACGCGCUCAGCCUGUUCCCCAGCCUGAUGGCUUCGAGGGGAACACUGGUGGGGACGCUCAUUGCCAGCGAUGUGAGCAAGUAUGUCGGCUUUCGCCUGCUCGACUCGGUGUCGCUGUGGGACGACGCCAAGGGCGCCGCGGCACGCGUUCCGGGAAGCAAAGAGGAUGUCUUCAAGGACAAGUCUGUCAGCUUGCCCGAUAAGCGCAGGCUCAUGAAGGCGCUGCUGUUUGCUGCGGGCGAAUUUGAGGAGGACGAGGUUCUCAAAGGCCACGAAGAGGAACCGCUGCUUGCCUUCCUUACACGGUCAUUUGGCCUGUCUCAGCGCCUGGCCGAGGCGCUCACCUACGCCGUUGCACACGCCAGCUCCCCCGACGAGCCUGCUCUGCCGUCCCUUAUCCGCGCAAGACGCUAUAUCCGCAGUAUUGGACGUUACGGACCGCGUGCAUUCCUGGUAGGCCAGUACGGCGGUGCAGGAGAGGUGGCACAAGGAUUCUGUCGUGCAUGCGCCGUCUUUGGUGGCACCUACAUUCUCGGCCCCGACGCGGUCCCGAGCGACAUUACGGUGGCGAACGACAACGCAAGCGUUUCGCUCAAGAUUCCUGGCCACCCACGGACCAUCACCGCGACCCAUCUCGUGUGCUCGCCCGAUUUCCUGCCUGCGAGCCUCAAGCCAGAGUCCAUUGGCACGAAGACGACAGCGUACACUGUUGCCGUUGUGGCUACCCGCCCGCCAGUGCUUGCUCCGGCGAAUGCUGCAGAGGAAGGCGAGGAGGAGGAGGAAGGUGACGACACGGCCGUCCUCGUCUUCCCUCCCACCGACACCACCCCCCUUGUCCGCGCUCUCGUCAUGGGUGAAGGCACUGGCAGCUGUCCGCAGGGCCAGUGGGUCGUCUACCUCUGGGCUGAGACUGGGGACGUCAAGUCGUUGCAGCCGUUCUUGGGCAAGGUCGCUCCCGAAGGUGUGAGCUGGCAGGCGAGUUAUGUCGAGCAUGCUGCGCAGGCCAAGCCCGCAGCAUCGGAAGAGACUGGUGCAUCGCCCCUCGUCAUCCUCGAGCCGUACGCCGGCCCCCAUCUCUUGACCGAGGGCCUCGACUGGGAAGCGGCCCAGGGCGAACGGGCGUUCACGGCGGUGGCGGGUGACGACGAGCACGGAUUCUUUGAAAAGGCCGAGGAUGAGGACGACGAAGAGGAUGGCGAUGACGAGUAG